Trichoplusia ni (cabbage looper) is the source of this 895-nucleotide messenger RNA. RefSeq lists its product as uncharacterized. Bases 118 to 510 code for a protein of 130 amino acids. The record is from RefSeq and is a predicted model, not a curated record. NCBI's taxonomy places the organism in Eukaryota, Metazoa, Arthropoda, Insecta, Lepidoptera, Noctuidae. The transcript has a single exon.
UCUAUAAUAAAUGCAAACGAAAUUGACAGGUUGACUCAUACUUAAACAAAAAUUUAAUCGUAGUUAAUACAUCAAAAUCAAAAGUUUAAGCUGUGACACAGUGCUGACUCCAUAAUUAUGUUCUCAUCAAUAUUUGGCAAACGGAGAUCAUCGCCGGUGGAGGAUGAGACUCCACCUAUCCCUGGGCCUAAGCCUGAAGACGAUUUCGUUGUUGUCGAUCCCAAUUCACCACGAAACAGCCUGUACCCCAAUGUGAGCGGGGUGGCACUGCCGUACCCGCAGAGGCCAGCACCUCCCGCGCCGGUCCCCAGAGCCGCGGCAGUCGACCAGACCUUUCACUACCUACAAGGAGUUCCGUUCACCAUGUCGAAAACUCUACAACUGGCAAAUAAUAAAGAUAGUUUCGCUACAGAAAUGGCAGACCUACUCGCAUUCCUAACGAACAAAGUAAACGUGAGCAGUUAUGAUUACGACUUCUCUGUGGAACGGAGUGUUUUGAAGGAGUACUGAAUCUGAUCUAUUAAACUGUAACAUAAGUGGGGCCUGUCUGAUUACGCUUGAAUACGUAUAACAAUUGAAACUAUGUGAUAUGUAUUUGGAAGUAGAAAAUAAAUUAUUGAUCAAACCUAAUUUGAACUUCAUAUGAAGAAGAGAUGAAGAUGUUAAGAAAUAAGGAACAGGUGGUUUUGCCCUCAGAGCAUGUGCUGGUGUGCCAUACAUUCUGGUGGAGAUAGUGCUAUGUAAAGCAAGAGAUCCAUCAUUAUUGAAUAUGUUUUUAAUGCAGCUAUAUCAAUGUCAAGAUGGGAUAAAAAGAUAGAAAUUGAAUAUGAAUGCUAAAUCUUAUGCAAUAGAUCUGUUGUAUUUUGCAAUUAAAAUCUACCAUAAACUGUUGUUU